AUGCCUUUCGGACCUAAGCUGAAGUUUGAGGGUACGCUCGAGAAGCUUAAGCCUUUAGAGACGUUCGGGGAAGACGACAAGUUGGAAGAGACCGAACGCCUUGAGAAGGGAAACGACCAGGCUGGAGGUAAUGGAACACUGGGCCAUGAGCUGGAAAACAUCCCGGACCACGUCGAAGGCAGUGAUGGCGCCUCUCUGACUAGCGGCACCGACACAAUGACUACCAUCGAUGCCGAUUUUGUGACCCGCACUGCCGACACUGAAAUCUUCCCAGCGUUGAACACAGACAAUGAGGUGCUUCGAGGGAUGACUACGGCGAUGCGAGCUGGCAAUGGCGAGUUCAACUACAGGUUCAAGGAGUUGACCACCGGCAAGGAUGCGAAGGAGACGCUUUAUAAGAGUCUUCUAAACCAGCGCGCAGAGAUGCAUGUGAUGAUUGAGAAAUACGGAACUCCACCAACAAUCUUCAAGCGCGUUCAUUUUGUAAAGGACUUCAACGAUAUCCGAGGUGGGGAAGUGUCUGGCAUACACAAGGAGCUUGGCGAGGAUCUUUGGAAGGCUAUCGAGGCCAAGAAUCCGGAAGCCUUUGCAAACUUUUACGACACCGUUGGCACCCGGCUCCGCUUCGAUAGCGAGCUCAAAGCUCACCCGCAAAGCGGCAGGCCACAACUCAAGACAGAAGAGGAGCUCCAGCAGGUGGACAAAUACAAGCGUUUCCAGAACCGCACCAAACGUUUCAUCAUUGCCCGCAACGCUCUCCGGUAUGCGGAGAAGAAGGCUCUGGCAGCCUACGGAAAGCAGAUUGAGCCAGCAAUCAAGAUGGCCCAGGGAGGUGAAACGGUCAAAUGGUUUUAUGAAUGA
Messenger RNA from Akanthomyces muscarius, 861 nucleotides. RefSeq lists its product as uncharacterized. Lineage: Eukaryota; Fungi; Ascomycota; Sordariomycetes; Hypocreales; Cordycipitaceae. The transcript has 3 exons. Bases 1 to 861 code for a protein of 286 amino acids. The record is from RefSeq and is a predicted model, not a curated record.